Messenger RNA from Bipolaris zeicola 26-R-13, 555 nucleotides. RefSeq lists its product as uncharacterized. The coding region runs from base 1 to 555 and encodes 184 amino acids. Lineage: Eukaryota; Fungi; Ascomycota; Dothideomycetes; Pleosporales; Pleosporaceae. The record is from RefSeq and is a predicted model, not a curated record. The transcript has 3 exons.
AUGUCUUCUCGCCUCAUAUUCCUCAUCAUUUACGCGGCUCCGCAAGGUCGACGUGCCCACUUUAGUAUAUGGGUUCCUGAGGAAGAAGAUGCGCCGGAGGGAACCAUCAUCCAUGUGAUUGGUGGUCCCCCGUUUGGAUUCAAGCUGGAAUUCAAACGCAAGUACAAACCAGAGGCUACCCAACGUAUCAAACAGGUGAUCCCAAUCGGGUCCGUCUUGGCAGAGCAUUUGCAUCACUCAGGAAGCAACCCUGGAGCGCAGGACAUGCCACGAAACAAUCUUGAGAGGGCAGCGACACAGAUCCAGCCGCCCAGAGCUAAUCCAGACUUCCUGACGAUACAGACGGCGAGUUCUGACUGCCAGACAUGGAUGUUGGAAUAUGUUCGUCGUCUUAUUGCUCUCGGAUACCUUGAUGAAGCGGCUAUAGACAUAGUUCAGUCAAACCAAGACCCACCGCAAGUUGGCAUUGGACUACGAUCCGUUGCUGAUGCGCAAAAAAAAACCAACAGCCCUGAGACGGUAGAAAGUGGGUUCGGCAGGAGUGAGCAGGCUUAA